Molecule: messenger RNA, 10604 nt
Organism: Cottoperca gobio
Lineage: Eukaryota; Metazoa; Chordata; Actinopteri; Perciformes; Bovichtidae
Gene: tln2a
Product: talin 2a
Exons: 60
Coding region: 222-7937 (2571 amino acids)
Biological process (GO): cell-cell adhesion; actin cytoskeleton organization
Cellular component (GO): ruffle; plasma membrane; focal adhesion
Molecular function (GO): integrin binding; structural constituent of cytoskeleton; actin filament binding
Source: RefSeq, a predicted model, not a curated record
UCAGGGGCAGCGAUGCUCAUUUGAAUCAACGAAACUUGUGGAGGCUUUUAAUUGUCGACUUCUCUCCAGUGGCAUCGGUUUUGGGUUUUUUGUUGGCCACUUUACAGACCACAGGGCUGCUGCAGGGGUUCACCCCGCUGUGAAGAUCAGCAUACAGCCAAGGCUGCAUUUUCCUCAGCAAUAAGGUGUAGCUGCAGCCCCCGCCCACACCGCCUUCCAAGAUGGUGGUGCUGUCGCUGAAGAUCUGCGUUCGCCAGUGCAAUGUUGUGAAGACGAUGCAGUUUGAGCCCUCCACGGCCGUCUAUGACGCCUGCGGGAUCAUCAGAGAGCGGGUCCCCGAGGCUCAGAGUGGACAGGCUUCAGACUACGGUCUGUUUCUGUCUGACGAAGACCCCAGAAAAGGAAUCUGGCUGGAGUCUGGAAGGACGAUGGACUACUACAUGCUCCGCAAUGGGGACAUCCUUGAAUACAAGAAGAAGCAGAGGCCCCAGAAAAUCAAAAUGUUGGACGGAGCGGUUAAAACCAUCAUGGUGGACGACUCCAAAACUGUGGGCGAGCUGCUUGUGACUAUAUGCAGUAGAAUAGGCAUCACAAACUAUGAAGAAUACUCUCUGAUCCAGGACACGGUGGAGGAGAAGAAGGAGGACGGGAUGGGCACGCUGAAGAAAGACAGGACGCUGCUGCGAGACGAGAGGAAAAUGGAGAAGCUGAAAGCCAAACUGCACACAGAUGACGACAUGAACUGGCUGGACCACAGCAGGACGUUCAGAGAGCAAGGCGUGGACGAGAACGAGACCCUUCUGCUCAGACGCAAGUUCUUCUACUCCGACCAGAACGUGGACUCCCGAGAUCCUGUCCAACUCAACCUGCUUUACGUGCAGGCUCGAGAUGACAUCCUAAACGGCUCUCACCCCGUAUCGUUUGACAAGGCCUGCGAGUUUGCAGGCAUUCAGGCCCAGAUCCAGUUUGGACCUCACAUAGAGUAUAAACACAAACCUGGAUUCUUAGACAUGAAGGAGUUUCUACCCAAAGAAUACAUCAAGCAGAGAGGAUCUGAGAAGAAAAUAUUCCAGGAUCACAACAGCUGUGGAGAAAUGACGGAGAUCGAAGCAAAAGUGAAAUACGUCAAACUUGCUCGCUCUCUGCGGACAUAUGGCGUCUCCUUCUUCCUGGUCAAAGAAAAGAUGAAGAGCAAGAACAAGCUGGUGCCGCGGCUCCUGGGGAUCACCAAAGAGUCUGUGAUGAGAGUGGAGGAGAAGACCAAAGAUGUAGUUCAGGAGUGGCCACUUACCACCGUGAAGAGGUGGGCGGCCUCACCCAAGAGCUUCACCCUGGACUUUGGGGAAUACCAGGAAAGCUAUUACUCAGUGCAGACCACUGAAGGGGAACAGAUCUCUCAGCUCAUUGCUGGUUACAUCGACAUCAUCCUCAAAAAGAAGCAAAGCAAGGACCGCUUUGGAUUAGAGGGCGAUGAGGAGUCCACCAUGCUUGAAGAAUCCGUAUCCCCGAAAAAGUCCACCAUCCUUCAGCAGCAGUUUAAUCGCGUGGGCCGGAUGGAGCAUGGCUCAGUGGCGCUGCCAGGGGUGAUUCGCUCCGGCUCCAUUGGCACAGAGUCGCUCAGCAUGGGCACCAUGCCAUCUGCUCAACAGCAGAUCACAAUGGGUCAGAUGCACCGUGGACACAUGCCACCGCUUAGUUCAGCACAGCAGGCUCUGAUGGGAACCAUCAACACCAGUAUGCAAGCUGUGCAGAAGGCCCAGAUUGACCUAGGGGAGGUGGACAACCUGCCACCACUGGGACAGGACAUGGCAUCCAAGGUUUGGAUCCAGAACAAGAUGGAUGAGUCCAAACACGAGAUCCACUCACAGGUCGACGCCAUCACUGCAGGAACGGCCUCCGUUGUCAACCUCACAGCUGGCGAUCCAACUGACACGGACUACACCGCCGUGGGCUGCGCCAUCACCACCAUCUCCUCCAACCUGACAGAAAUGUCAAAGGGUGUGAAGCUGCUGGCUGCACUGAUGGAGGACGACAUGGGCGGAGGUAAUGACCUGAUGAGGGCUGCCAGGACACUAGCAGGGGCCGUGUCUGACCUGCUUAAGGCUGUUGAGCCGGCUUCUGGAGAGCCCAGACAGACCGUGCUGACGGCAGCAGGCAGCAUCGGCCAGGCCAGUGGAGACCUCCUGCGCCAGAUUGGAGAGAGCGAGACGGACGAGAGGUUCCAGGACAUCCUGAUGAAUCUGGCCAAAGCAGUCGCCAACGCCGCAGCCAUGAUGGUGCUGAAGGCCAAGAACGUGGCCCAGGUUGCGGAGGACGGCGUGCUCCAGAACCGCGUCAUUGCUGCUGCCACCCAGUGUGCCCUGUCCACCUCUCAGUUGGUGGCCUGCGCCAAGGUGGUGAGUCCCACUAUCAGUUCACCGGUUUGCCAGGAGCAGUUGAUUGAAGCCGGAAAGCUGGUGGAUCGCUCUGUGGAGAGCUGCGUCCAGGCCUGCCUCUCAGCCACAGAAGAUGGCGAGCUCCUCAAACAGGUGAGCGCAGCGGCCAGCGUGGUGAGUCAGGCUCUGGGAGAUCUCCUGCAGCAUGUCCGUCAGUACACCUCCAGGGGAGAGCCUAUCGGGCGCUACGACCAGGCCACAGACACCAUCAUGACCGUCACCGAGAACAUCUUCAGCUCGAUGGGAGACGCAGACAUUCAUGGUGCCCAGAGGAUGAAGCCUGACAUUGGAGAGAUGGUUCGUCAGGCGCGGGUGUUGGCUCAGGCUACCUCCGACCUGGUGAAUGCCAUGAGGUCUGACGCUGAGGCCGAGGUGGACGUGGACAACUCUAAGAAGUUGCUGGCGGCUGCUAAACUGCUGGCUGACGCCACCGCAAGGAUGGUAGAGGCAGCAAAGGGUGCAGCUGCGUACCCAGAGAAUGAGGACCAGCAGCAAAGACUGAGGGAGGCUGCAGAGGGGCUGCGUGUGGCCACCAACGCUGCUGCUCAGAAUGCCAUUAAGAAGAAACUGAUCAACAGACUGGAGAAUGCCGCCAAGCAAGCUGCUGCUGCGGCCACGCAGACCAUCGCUGCUGCUCAAAACGCUGCUGCCUCCAACAAGAACACUGCUGCUCACCAGCAGCUGGUGCAGAGCUGUAAGGCAGUGGCGGACCACAUCCCACAACUCGUCCAGGGGGUGCGCGGCAGUCAGGCCAAAGCAGAGGACAUCAGUGCACAACUAGCGCUCAUCAUUGCCAGCCAGAACUUCUUACAGCCGGGAAGUAAGAUGGUGACCUCGGCCAAAUCCUCCGUUCCCACGGUAACGGAUCAAGCUGCAGCCAUGCAACUGGGUCAGUGUGCCAAGAACCUGGCCACCUGCCUGGCUGAGCUGAGGACGUCUGCACAGAAGGUAGUGCACAGGCGCAAAGAGGCACUCUCACAUGAGUGCAUGCAGGCUCAUGAAGCCUGCGGCCCCAUGGAGAUCGACUCUGCGCUCACUGCCAUCCAGACCCUGAGAUGUGAGCUGCAAGAUGCCAUGCUGGCUGCCGUUAAUGCCCAACUGAAACCACUACCUGGAGAAUCGUUGGAGAAGUGUGCUCAGGAUCUGGGCAGCACUUCUAAGUCGGUGGGAUCCUCCAUGGCUCAGCUGCUCACCUGUGCUGCACAAGGAAACGAGCACUACACAGGAAUAGCAGCCAGGGAGACGGCUCAGGCCCUGAGAACCCUGGCCCAGGCGGCCCGCGGCGUCGCCGCCUCCACCACAGACCCCAAUGCUGCGGCAGCCAUGCUGGACUCCGCUCGGGAUGUUAUGGAGGGCUCGGCGCUUCUCAUUCAUGAGGCCAAGCAGGCACUGAUUUCCCAAGGAGACGCUGAGAGUCAGCAGAGGCUGGCGCAGGUGGCCAAGGCUGUGUCUCAUUCCCUGAAUAACUGCGUCAACUGUCUGCCCGGCCAGAAGGAUGUGGACAUGGCUCUCAAGAGCAUCGGGGAGGCCAGCAAGAAGCUGCUGAUUGAAACUAUCCCUCCAGCCUCCAGGUCCUUCCAGGAAGCCCAGAGCGGGCUGAGCCAAACGGCAGCCGAGCUGAACCAGUCGGCCGGCGACGUGGUCCACGCCUCCAGAGGCUCCAGCAGCCAGCUGGCGAUGGCGUCUGGCAAGUUCAGCGAAGACUUUGAUGAGUUCCUGGAUGCUGGUAUAGAGAUGGCCGGGCACACUCAGAAAAAGGACGACCAGGUGCAGGUGAUUGGUAACCUGAAGAACAUCUCGAUGGCCUCUAGCAAGCUGCUGCUGGCAGCCAAGAGUCUGUCAGUCGACCCUGCAGCAGCAAAUGCCAAGAACCUGCUCUCUGCAGCUGCAAGGGCAGUGACUGACAGCAUUAACCAGCUGAUCACGCUGUGCACACAGCAGGCUCCUGGCCAGAACGAGUGUGACAACGCCCUGAGAGAGUUGGAGGCUGUCAGAGGAAUGCUGGACAAUCCCAACGAGCCGGUCAGUGACCUCUCCUACUUCGACAGCAUCGAGAGUGUGAUGGAGAACUCCAAGGUCCUGGGAGAGUCGAUGGCAGGUAUUUCUCAGAACUGCAAGACUGGAGAUGUGUCGGCGUUUGGAGACAGCGUGGGAUCAGCCUCAAAAGCCCUUUGUGGCCUCACUGAAGCUGCGGGUCAGGCCGCCUAUCUGGUGGGUGUGUCUGAUCCCAACAGUCAGGCAGGGCAUCAGGGGUUAGUGGAUCCCAUCCAGUUUGCCAAAGCCAACCAGGCAAUCCAGAUGGCCUGUCAGAACCUCGUGGACCCCGACAGUAGUCCCUCCCAGGUGCUCUCUGCAGCCACCAUUGUCGCUAAGCACACCUCGGCGCUGUGCAACGCCUGCCGACUGGCUUCCUCCAGGACGACCAACCCAGUCGCCAAGAGGCACUUUGUCCAGUCCGCCAAGGAGGUGGCCAACAGCACCGCCAACUUGGUCAAAACCAUCAAGGCUUUAGAUGGGGAUUUCUCAGAUGAGAACAGGGGCAAGUGUCGAGUCGCCACAGCUCCGCUCAUCGAGGCUGUUGAAAACCUCACAACAUUUGCUUCCAACCCCGAGUUUGCCAGCAUCCCGGCUCAAAUCAGCAAUGAGGGCUUUGCGGCACAGGAGCCCAUCCUCCAAUCGGCGCGCUCCAUGCUUGACAGCUCCACCUACCUGCUCAAGACUGCACGCUCAUUGGUUAUCAACCCCAAAGACCCGCCCACCUGGUCUGUUCUGGCUGGUCACUCUCGUACCGUGUCCGACUCCAUCAAGAGUCUCAUCACAGCCAUCCGGGACAAGGCCCCAGGCCAGCGGGAGUGCGACUCGUCAAUUGAUAACAUCAACAAAAGUAUCCGGGACAUUGAGCAGGCCUCUCUCGCAGCAGUCAGCCAGAACUUAGCAAGCAGGGACGACAUCUCACUGGAGGCGCUUCAAGAUCAGCUGACGUCCACUGUGCAGGAAAUUGGCCAUUUAAUUGACCCGGUUUCCACCGCUGCCAGGGGCGAAGCUUCCCAACUAGGACAUAAGGUGACCCAGUUGGCCCGUUACUUUGAACCGCUGAUCAUGGCCUCUGUGGGUGUGACAUCCAAGCUGAGGGACCACCAGCAACAGAUGACUUUCCUGGACCAAACUAAGACCCUGGCUGAGUCCGCCCUGCAGAUGCUCUACGCUGCCAAGGAGGGUGGAGGAAACCCAAAGGCGUCCCAUACCCACGAUGCCAUAGCGGAGGCAGCGCAGCUCAUGAAGGAGGCGGUUGAUGAUAUCAUGGUGACUCUGAAUGACGCUGCCAGUGAAGUGGGAAUGGUGGGAGGAAUGGUGGAUUCCAUCGCAGAGGCCAUGGCCAAGCUGGAUGAAGGUACACCACCUGAACCCGAGGGCUCGUUUGUAGAUUACCAGACCAGUAUGGUGAAACACUCGAAGGCUAUUGCUGUCACUGCUCAGGAAAUGAUGACCAAAUCAGUGACGUGUCCAGACGAGCUGGGAGGGCUGGCCUCCCAGGUGACCGUGGACUACAGCCAGCUGGCCGUUCAGGGUCGACUGGCUGCUUACACAGCUGAGCCGGAGGAGAUCGGUUUCCAGAUCAAGAGCCGAGUUCAGGAGCUCGGACACGGCUGCAUCUUCCUCGUCCAGAAGGCCGGAUCUCUGCAGAUCACUCCCUCUGACGGCUUCACCAAACGAGAGCUCAUCGAAUGUGCCCGCGCAGUCACAGAGAAGGUGUCCCUGGUGCUCUCGGCCCUCCAGGCAGGCAACAAGGGCACUCAGGCCUGCAUCACAGCAGCCAGCGCAGUGUCUGGCAUCAUCGCCGAUCUGGACACCACCAUCAUGUUCGCCUCCGCCGGAACACUCAACGCCGAGGAUGACGAGUCCUUCGCUGACCACAGGGAAAACAUUUUGAAGACAGCCAAGGCUCUGGUGGAGGACACCAAGAUGCUCGUGUCCGGUGCGGCUUCCGGUCAGGACCGGUUGGCUCAGGCCGCCCAUUCUUCUGCCAGAACAAUUACCCAGCUCACAGAUGUGGUUAAACUGGGAGCUGCCAGUAUUGGCUGUGAUGACCCUGAGACGCAGGUGGUUCUGAUAAACGCUGUCAAAGAUGUGGCCAAGGCGCUGGCCGAGCUCAUUAGUGCCACCAAGUGUGCCGCUGGCAAGGCAGCAGAUGAUCCAUCGAUGUACCAGCUGAAGAGCGCUGCCAAGGUGAUGGUGACCAACGUGACGUCCCUGCUGAAGACGGUCAAGGCUGUAGAGGACGAGGCCACUCGAGGCACCAGAGCGCUGGAGGCCACGAUCGAGUGCAUCAAACAGGAACUGGCGGUGUUUCGAUCCAGGGAUGUUCCCAACAAGACGACCACACCCGAGGAGUUCAUUCGCAUGACUAAGGGCAUCACCAUGGCAACUGCUAAGGCGGUGGCUGCAGGCAACUCUGCCCGGCAGGAGGACAUCAUCCACACAGCCAACCUCAGCCGCAAGGCCAUUUCAGACAUGCUCACCACCUGCAAGCAAGCGGCCUACCAUCCAGAGGUCAGUGAGGAGGUGAAGAACAGAGCUCUGAUGUUCGGAUCAGAGUGCACCACCGGAUACAUCGCUCUGCUGGAGCAAGUGCUCGUGCUCCUGCAGAAGCCCACUGCAGAUCAGAAGCAGCAUCUGGCAGCUUGCUCCAAACGAGUGGCAGGAGCCGUCACAGAGCUCAUUCAGACCGCCGAGGCCAUGAAAGAUGGAGGUUCAGAGUGGGUGGACCCUGAGGAUCCAACGGUGAUCGCAGAAACGGAGCUGCUGGGAGCCGCGGCGUCCAUCGAAGCGGCAGCGAAGAAGCUGGAGCAGCUCAAACCCCGAGCCAAGCCCAAGCAAGCGGACGAGACGCUGAACUUCGAGGAGCAGAUCCUGGAGGCAGCCAAGUCCAUCGCUGCAGCCACCAGCGCUUUGGUCAAAUCGGCCUCGGCUGCUCAGAGGGAGCUGGUGGCUCAGGGAAAAGUGGGCCUCAUCCAGGCCAACGCUGUGGACGACGGACAGUGGUCCCAGGGGCUCAUCUCCGCUGCCCGUAUGGUAGCAGCAGCGACCAGCAACCUGUGUGAGGCCGCCAACGCCUCCGUGCAAGGCCACGCAAGUGAGGAGAAGCUCAUUUCUUCAGCCAAACAGGUGGCUGCUUCCACCGCCCAGCUGCUGGUGGCCUGUAAGGUGAAGGCUGACCAGGACUCAGAGGCCAUGAGGAGACUACAGAUUGCUGGGAAUGCAGUUAAGAAGGCGUCGGACAACUUGGUGCGGGCCGCUCAGAAGGCAGCGUUCGACAAAGCAGAUGAAGACAACGUGGUGGUCAAGACUAAGUUUGUGGGUGGAAUAGCUCAGAUCAUUGCAGCCCAGGAAGAGAUGCUGAGAAAGGAGAGAGAGCUGGAAGAAGCCAGAAAGAAACUGGCUCAGAUCAGACAGCAGCAGUACAAGUUCCUGCCCAGCGAACUACGAGAGGACAACAACUAAAUAUUCAAACUGGCAUUAUGCAGACGCUUGAAGCCGUGCGAAGAGCACAUCUGUGUUUGUGUCCUUUUUUUUUUUUUUUUUUUUUGAACGGCACACUUCAACAGGUAUGUGGCCUACGGAGACUUCCCAUAUGUUGUGAUUUUAACAAAAAGCAGUAAUGCCCGAAGUCUGCAGCGAGUCCACGUCACAUGGAAAGAUCUCAAAAGAUUGAAACACUACUGUAUGGAACUGACUACUCUCUGAAAACAACGUAAAGAUGGCAGUGAUUCGACUGAAGAACUGCUUUUUGUCCUCAUGUAUAGCCUAACUGACUGAUCCAAUGUGAAGCAGAAUGUGACACGCUUGGGACAAACGGCGCCGCCCACAAGCUACAGUUUAUUCUCAGUUUUUUUCCUCUUUUUACAAAUCGCAGCUCUAGUUCAUAAACUUCUAAGGUGAAGAAAUGAUUGUAUCGCUCUUGUGAUAUAACCUCAGCGUCACUCGGAGAGCACUCUGAUAUUGUACGAAUGUUUGGCACCUUUAAUAUCUGCUUAAUUCAUGUGAUAAAUUCCCUGGUCAUCAACACUACACAAGGUAGGGUACAUAUUGGCGUUUCUUGGACCAUACUGACUCUUUUUAAAUUAGACGGUGAUAUAAGCGUCUUCGCUUUUCUUUUUGUUAUUUUAAUGCGGAUAUUGACGGGCUCUACACGUCUUUUUUUAAAGGUGCAACGAAUGUUUAUCUCAAGCUCUUGAAUUAUUGGUGUCAUCACGUGCAGCCGCUCGGACUCGAGUAGAACGUUUUUGCAUUUUUCUACACAGGAUGACGUUUUACCAUUAGAAGGAAUAUUUAUUACUCUCGAGUAUUUUUUUAGCAGAAAAGGGUCAAGACUUAUUUUCCACCACUAGCAGAAAACUUCCCCAAUCCCUCAAACAUCCUUUCUGUUUGUUCUCUCUUAUCAUUUCGUGCAUUGAGACCCACAUACAGUAUAAACAGGAUUUGAUCAUGAUGCAAUAACAUAGAUGGUGCUUUAGGGGGCGGUAUUGGUUCCCCUUAAACCAUGCAAACUUAAAGUGAUAAUAUAGGAGAUGAUAUUGUAUAAUUGAGCUUAUUUUACUUUUAAGUGUAGAACAUGUGGUUAGAGGAACCAGGCAGGUGGAUUGGCUACACCAUCAUGCAAAAUAUGAAUAACUGUAAAUACCUCCGACGUCUUGAAUCAAUUGAACGCCGUGCUUUUGGUCUGAUGGUUCCUACCCUGCCCCCCCUGUUCCUCUGGGUGUUUUCUAUCUAGCCGUUAGUGGUUGAAGUACUUUCUCCAGCGAUACUCAAUCACUCAUCCACCUCCCAAUUCUAAAGAAGCAAAAUUGAAAAUCUUAACAUAACUUGGCAAUAAGCGAACUGUAACAAACAAAAUAAUUAAAAUAAGUGGAUUGAAAGUGAAGUGACUGCAUCACUAAUCAUUGCAGUUCAUCUCCAUCAGUCUCUGAAUCUAAGGGUGCUCUGUGCGACUUUACUGAACAUACUACUCGCUGCAAUAGAAGAACCUUUUUUUUGUUUACCGAGUUUUGAUUGUAGUGUGUUUGUUUCCCUCGUCUUACUUUAUGUGGGCUGUGUGUUUCGAUAUUAAACUACAGUGCAUAUCGUAAGAUUAGGUACUGCUGUGAAGAUGCAUGGCUUUGUGCUUCAGAUGCAUCUCUUUGUUUAUACGGAGUUCAAACUUUUAAGGAUGCAAGGAGUGAUUCUGACCUCCGCGUACAACAUGGUAUACCAAGACAGACCGUCACUUCUCAGUUGGUUUUUUUACAGUUUGGUCUGAAUUCAAAGGUGUUUUCUGGCAUUGUAUUUCGUGUGUGAGUGUGGGUGGGGGGGCGGUGGGAGGGCGGGUCCACUACUCAUCAGUCAAGUCUGUAGUGUUAUUAUUAGUGCCUUAGUCCGUAGCCCAUACAGUGUCUGGUCUGCUUGAGUGACAGCUUCACCUCUAGGUCAGUAGAAGCUACUGGAUGAGCAAUUGUUUGGGAAUGUAGGUUCAUGUCCGUGGGUGGGGUGGGGGGGGUUUCUUACUUUUGUUGUCCCACUUGUUAACGUACUGUUCCUCCUAAGUGCUCAACCAACUGCAUCCCCUCUUUCUCUUUUACUCUCUCUGCCACAUGUAAGGCCUUUUCGGGAUGACAUGGGAACUGUCCGCCAGUCAAAGAAAUGUGUUGCUGUAUACCAUCAGUAUAUACAUAUAUAUAUAUAUAUACUUAUAUAUAUAUAUAUAUAUGUAUGUAUAUAAGUAUAUAUAUGAAACAUAUGAACACAUUUUUGUACUGCAUUCCAUGGGCAUGUACCACAGUGCUUCUAAACUACGACAGACUGGAGAUUUUGUCAACUGCUUUAUUGUAUGUUAUGAAGUCCCAGAAGUUUUAUGGAUUGGCUGUUUUUCUGUUCUUGUGCUUUUUAAGCCUCCACGAAAGAUAAAUGUGACGAGAACAUCUCGAUAUAUAUCUGUCGCCAUUAAGAUGUCGUGACGCAUUUCAAUGAUGUGGAGUAAUUGAAGUGUUCUGUACGUUUGUCCCUCCCUUAACAGAAAUAAAUUGAUGACGUUACUACAAUUAAGAUUGAUUGAGUGAUAAUAUAAAAGAUAUUUAUCUGGCCAUCGACAAAACUAUUUUUUGUAUUCACUGAAAAUAAAGCAUUUCAAUGUAA